GCCCUACGUUAGUUGCUAUGACAACAAGGCAAGCAUUUUUGAUUUGUACAACUAAUAAAUAGUUGUUGCUACCGAAAUAAACGAAUGCAUGGAUACAGACAAAUAAGAGUGAUCAAACGACAAAAGCAUCAAAGUUUACUUUUUUUCCAUCGUGAUAAAACUUCAUAGAUUUAAGUCAUAAUGCAAGCUAAAUAUCCAAAGAAAGUAAAUCCUACUUUUUGGGAUAGAGUGCACGUUCAGCCAAGAGUGAGGAAGUUCCCUGAUACAGGGGAAUCUAGUGAAACCACCGGACGGAGGUGGCGACCACCGCCUGAAGUGGUACAGGAAUUGAAACCGGCAGUUCCGGAAGUGACGUUCUACGAUCGAGAUUACAAUGUGACCAGCCAACUUACCCGGUCACAGACUUGCGAGGACUUCACGUACAAGGCUCCAGAAACGCGUAGGUUUAACAAACAUACUGCUUAUACUGAAAAUCAGUAUAUUUAUCCACCUAGUCGAAGGCUAACAGACCAGCCCCCGAUGUGCAAUGCACACGGCACGACGGAAAUGCGACAUGCAUACAAAAUACCGCAGCAUCCACCGACCCUGGUUACUGACAAGAACCAGCAUAAGCAUCCUGCCUGCCUGCCGGACCCACCAAUGAUAGAGCCAAGUUGGCACAAAGAUUUAGAACCGUUGGACACAACAUAUGAAGGUUACGAGAAAUACCUAGACCCUUAUCUCACAACGAGCCGGCUGCAUCAUAGGCCAUAUACAGCAGAGCAGCUGAGUAGAAGAUCUGUAACAAAAGAUAUUGUGACCUAUCACACCUUAUCUAAAGAGCCCUGGGUGAGAACCCGCAAACCUUCAGUAGAUGAUUGGCAUUUGCCUUUAGAAGGAUGUAAAAUUAAGUAUGAAAGAGAAAGCAUCAGAAAGAAUUCCACAUUUUCCCUCCCUAGAGAAAAUUUGUUUAGGGAAAUUAUCACUCAUAAUAAGCCUAAGUGGCUGCCAAGCUCAUUUCGUACUGAGGUAAGAGACAACUACGUAUCACCACCUAGCCAGGCCGGCUCUAAUAUUCGAGAUCUUGAAGAGCAAGUACAAUCGUAUUACCAACGAAACAUCGCGAAUUUGCAAACCAAUGUCCACUACGAGCACUCCACUGCGAAGGAGAAAUUUGAUUCUGAGACAUCACAGAUUGGAACUGGAAAACCGAUUUGUUCCGUGUUGGAUCAAUUUAAGGAAAAAAACAAACGGAUUCAGUUCAUAAGCACGAGAAUUAGUUAAGUUUCGAUAGGUGCCUACUAAUAAUCUCUGCGAUUAGCAUUUGCCUGCGGCGGUAAUUGUCAUGGUCGCAUUUUUAUCACUUGUCAUGUCAUGCGUUAUUUUCGCACUCACAUAGUUGUUAGAACGUGACAGGCAUCAUGAUGAUAGAUGAUAAAAAACCGACCAUUUUAGUAGGUAGGUUAAAUCAAUAAGUUUGAAAAUUACCCUCGACGUUUCGUACACGACUUCUUCGAAAGACGUUUCUCUACUUGGAGUAUUUUUCCGGGAUCGCAAAACAGUUUCAUGUUCGAAACGUAGGAGGUAAUUUUACAACUUUAUUGAUACGUAAUUAUAUUCUGUUUAGUGAAAUAGUAUGUAAUUAUCGUGGAAAUUUAAAUUUAAUAAGCCGGUACCUUCGUAAGGCACCUACUUAAGUCUGUACCUAUUAAAAGUAUCAGUAUAGUACAUUACGAUACAAGUGCGAAAAAUAGGAAAUUCGCAAUG
This is a messenger RNA of Cydia pomonella (codling moth), 1746 nucleotides long. RefSeq lists its product as uncharacterized. NCBI's taxonomy places the organism in Eukaryota, Metazoa, Arthropoda, Insecta, Lepidoptera, Tortricidae. The record is from RefSeq and is a predicted model, not a curated record. The transcript is spliced from 6 exons. Bases 181 to 1263 code for a protein of 360 amino acids.